This is a messenger RNA of Arctia plantaginis, 2691 nucleotides long. NCBI's taxonomy places the organism in Eukaryota, Metazoa, Arthropoda, Insecta, Lepidoptera, Erebidae. The record is from the annotation of a GenBank genome assembly.
AUGCAUGAUGUAAUCAACAACGAUACAGUUAUCAAAAACAGUACAGAAAACACAAUGCGCUCAAAGCAAUGGCAUCUAGUAUGGCACAAUGUGAUAUUUUUUUCAUUGUUGCACAUAGGCUCGGUUUAUGGAAUCUAUUUGCUAAUUACAAAAGCUAAAUGGCAGACUAUUGUUUUUGCUUAUAUUUUAUACGUAAUGUGCGCCGUGGGUGUAACAGCUGGUGUUCACAGACUAUGGUCACAUAGAUCAUACAAAGCGAAGCUUCCUCUCAAGAUUAUUCUUUUAUUUUUCUACACCAUGGCUUACCAAGGCUCAGUAUUCCAGUGGGUACGUGACCAUCGUGUUCAUCAUAAGUAUUGCGAUACUGAUGCCGACCCACACAACUCCACGCGAGGAUUUUUCUUCUCACAUAUCGAAAUCAUCAGAAUACUUAUUAAAGUAAAUUUUAAGCACUACAUUAAAAAUAAAUUCAUCAAAAUGCAUGAUGUAAUCAAUAACGAUACAGUGAAUACAGGGAUGAAAAACAGUACUAAAAACACAAUGCGUUCGAGACCGUGGCAACCGGUAUGGUUCAAUGUAAUAACUUUCUUAUUGAUGCACAUAGGCUCGGCUUAUGGAAUCUAUUUGGUAAUCACACAGGCUAAAUGGCAGACUAUUGUUUUCGCUUAUGUUUUGUACGUAAUGUCGACCGUGGGUGUAACAGCCGGCGCUCACAGACUUUGGUCACACAGAUCAUACAAAGCGAGGCUUCCUCUGAAGAUUAUACUGUUAUUUUUUUUCACCAUGGCUUUUCAAGGCUCAGUAUUCCAGUGGGUACGUGACCAUCGUGUUCAUCAUAAGUAUUGCGAUACUGAUGCCGACCCACACAACUCAAAGCGAGGAUUUUUCUUCUCACAUAUCGGUUGGUUACUCAUGAAGAAACAUCCUGAUGUUAAAGCUAAAGGCCACGACAUUGAACUAAGUGAUAUUAAGGCGGAUAAGUUGUUACGCUUCCAACAAAAAUACUACUAUUUAUACGUGUUGUUGCUAAGUUAUAUGGCACCAACUUUCAUCCCGCUUCUGUGGAAUGAAGAAAAGUGGACAGCAUUUUAUAUUGCUGUAGUAUUGCGUUUGACUAUAUCGCUACAUGCAGUUUUUUCAAUAAACUCUGUUGCCCAUAUGUGGGGCACGAAGCCAUAUGAUAAAGAUAUUCGACCCGUAGAAACAAAAUCUGUAUCUUUAGUUGCAUGUGGAGAAGGAUUUCAUAAUUAUCAUCAUACAUUCCCUUGGGAUUACAGAACUGCCGAGUUAGGUGGUUAUGCUUUUAAUACGUCACGAUUAUUUAUUGAUAUUAUGGCAAAAAUUGGUUGGGCGUAUGACUUGAGGACUGUGUCCCAAGAGUUGAUACAGAAGCGUGUAAAGCGAACUGGCGAUGAUUCUUCUCACACUACUACAGACUACUCCAGAUUCUUCAGAGGCGACGAGGAUUCCAGACUUGCGUGUGAGCGUGAGACAUCGGCAACAGACGCGUCAGUGGUGGAAGGACCCGGCAGAGGCUCACAGAGUGAGGAGCCCGUGACGACGUUGUUAACCUGCCAGCUGCUGGUGGUUACAAGGCCGCAGUACAAGGAAAAAAAUAACAUUACAAUGCCUCCUCAGGGCCAAACAAAAGGGUCGUGGGUGUUGUAUGAAACAGACGCAUCAAAUGAAGAUGUCAAUGCACCCCCUGUCGUUGUUCCUUCUUCAGCAGAAAAACGAGAAUUGAAGAUUGUGUGGAGAAACGUGAUUUUGAUGGGUUCGCUACACUUAGGAGGAAUAUAUGGAGCUUAUCUUUUCUUUUUUAAAGCAAUGUGGUUCACUAAACUAUUUGCGUUUGUGCUAUAUAUAUGUUCGGGACUUGGAAUAACGGCUGGAGCUCAUAGACUCUGGGCACAUAAAUCAUACAAGGCACGUCUACCACUACGACUGAUGUUGACUGUUUUCAAUACAAUUGCAUUUCAGGACUCCGCUAUAGACUGGGCAAGAGACCAUCGCAUGCAUCACAAGUACUCCGAGACAGAUGCCGACCCCCACAAUGCUACCCGAGGUUUCUUCUUCGCUCAUGUGGGUUGGCUUCUCGUCAGGAAACAUCCUCAGAUCAAGGCUAAAGGGCACACUAUUGAUAUGAGUGACCUCAGAUCUGAUCCUAUUCUUCGCUUCCAAAAGAAACACUACAUGAUACUUAUGCCGCUGGCUUGCUUCAUUCUACCCAGCUACAUACCUACUCUGUGGGGCGAGUCACUUUGGAACAGCUACUUUGUGUGCGCCUUGUUCCGCUACGUAUGGGUUCUCAACGUAACUUGGCUUGUUAACUCAGCCGCCCACUUGUGGGGAAUCAAGCCUUAUGACAAACAUAUUAAUCCGGUAGAAACCAAACCUGUGUCUCUUGUAGUACUUGGAGAAGGCUUCCACAAUUAUCACCAUACCUUUCCCUGGGAUUACAAAACUGCUGAACUCGGGGGGUAUUCUUUGAAUACCACAAAGAUGUUCAUCGAUUUUAUGGCUAAGAUUGGUUGGGCUUAUGACCUAAAAACGGUUUCUACUGACGUAAUUCAGAAGAGAGUGAAAAGAACAGGCGAUGGUACCCAUCCAGUAUGGGGCGAAGAGGAUCAAGACGUACACAUAGAGGAUAAAAUUACAAGAAAUAUUCUAAGCCCAGAGAAGACUGAAUGA